This is a messenger RNA of Corticium candelabrum, 2424 nucleotides long. RefSeq names its product talin-like. Gene Ontology annotation, molecular function: integrin binding; structural constituent of cytoskeleton; actin binding. Gene Ontology annotation, cellular component: focal adhesion; plasma membrane; ruffle. NCBI's taxonomy places the organism in Eukaryota, Metazoa, Porifera, Homoscleromorpha, Homosclerophorida, Plakinidae. The transcript has 20 exons. Bases 1 to 2424 code for a protein of 807 amino acids. Gene Ontology annotation, biological process: cell-cell adhesion. The record is from RefSeq and is a predicted model, not a curated record.
AUGGCAAGUCUCGCCUUGCAGAUCAACAUCGUUGAUCAGAACGACGUCAAAACGAUGCAGUUCGAGCCGAAUAUGAUCGUGUACGACGCGUGCAAGAUGAUUCGUGAGCGAAUCGGCGAGAAUCCGUCGCAAGGUCAAGAUUAUGGCCUCUAUCUGGCUGACGAAGAUCCUAAGAAAGGAACGUGGCUGGAAAACGGACGUACUCUAGAGUACUACCUACUCAAACCAGGAGAUCUGUUAGAGUACAAGAAGAAGAUGCGGCCGUUGAGAGUGAAAAUGAUGGACGGUGCACUGAAGACUGUACUGAUUGACGACAGUCACAAUGUUGAUCAAUUGGUGAAGGUCGUUUGCAAUCGAAUUGGCAUCAUGAAUGACGAAGAGUUCUGUCUUGUUGUUGAAGAAGAAGAGACACCAGUUGUGGCGGCUGCUGCAAAAAAGUCUCAACCUACAGCCGUUCGAGACCAGAAGAAGAUGGAGGCGCUAAAGAAGAUGGAGGCGCUAAAGAAGAAGUUACACACGGAUGAUGACCUUCACUGGUUGAGUCAUGACAAGACACUUCGAUCACAAGGAAUACCAGAGAACCAAGUGCUAUUGUUGAGAAAGAAAUUCUUCUUCUCUGAUCAAAACAUCAGCACAGACGACCCUCGUCAGCUCAAUCUCAUUUACGUCCAAUCUCACGACGCCAUCGUAGAUGGAACUCAUCCGUGUACAUUGGAGGAAAGCAUUCAGUUCGCCGCUCUCAACUGUCAGAUCGUUUUCGGCAACUACGAUGCCGUGAAACACAAGCCGGGAUACAUCAGAAAAGACCUGAAAAACUAUCUUCCUAAAGAAUACACGAAAGUGAAGGGAAUUGAAAGGAGAAUAUUCCAAGAACAUGCCAAGUUCACAGGCAUGUCGCAGCUGAACGCCAAGUAUCGUUACAUUCAACUCUGCCGAUCACUGAAAACAUACGGAGUUACAUUCUUUCUUGUCAAGGAAAAGAUGAAGGGCAAGAAUCGUUUCGUUCCUCGUCUCCUUGGUAUCACACGUGAGAGCAUCAUGCGAGUCGACGAGCGAACGAAGGAGGUGCUGAAGACUUGGCAGCUGACAACCGUGAGGAGAUGGGAAGCAUCGCCAAACAGUUUCACUCUCGACUUUGGAUAUUACUCGGAGUCGUAUUACUCGGUGCAGACAGCAGAAGGCGAGCAGAUCUCACAACUGAUUGCCGGCUACAUCGACAUCAUUCUGAAGAAGAAACGAGCAUCAGACAGGAGGGUACCCGAAGUUGAAGACGAGUCUGCACUGAUGGAAGACACGGUUAUGCCAGCAAAAGCUACAACCGUAGAGUUUGUCACGUCAUCGACUGCAUCAGGAGAAGAAGGCAAGAUGUCUCAGCCAGGAGUGAUGAGAACGGUUCCCGGUCAAGCGCAGUUUGUUCCUGUAUCCGCUCUCGACGAUCAGUCUGGGCAGAUGAGAGGACAAGCACAGAAUGUUCAGUCAACAGGAUUUAGUCCUGCUCAACAAGCACUGCAGGCCAGUAUUGCGAAGUCACUAGUUGCUACAGACUCGGCCAUGAAUGAACUGGAUUCUCCGACUCAACUUCCACCACUUGGAAGUGACCCGCAGUCUCUCCAGUGGAAGCAGAACACUCUGGAUGUCUCCAAACAGAACGUCACCUCACAACUGGCCGCCAUGUCGGCAGCUGCUGCAGGCAUGGUUGGACUGACUGGAGCUGAUCCGUCGGAGAUUGACUACACAGCUGUAGGAACGUCAGUUGCUACACUUACGUCGAAUUUGACUGAGUUAGCUAAAGGUGUUCGUAUGAUUGCUGCUCUACAAGGCAGUGGACACGAUGGAGACAAGCUUCUAUCAGCAGCUCGUGGUUUAGCUGGCGCCGUCAGGAAUCUCCUGAAGUCGGCACAACCAAAUGAAGCACAAAACCGGAAACAGAUUCUGGACGCAGCUGGUGACAUUGGUGUGGCUGGUGGACAUUUGCUGCUGAUGAUGGGAGAUCCUGAAGUGUCACGCCAAGUGCAAGAUACUUUGUUGGCGAAGGCAAAAGCCGUCGCUAUGGCGACAUCAGGACUUGUGCAGAAUGCAAAGAAUGUGGCUGGAAAGUGUCUGGAUAGUACAUUACAGGCGAGUUUCAUCACGGGUACAAAAGGGCCUCCACCGGUCUUGCAUGUGAGUAGGUGGUAUCCGCUGUCAUCCAGUGGUGCACUGCAGUUGCAUGCCUCUGACCAAUGUGACAGAGAGAUGGGCAAUCCAAGCCUCACAAGCGACGCCAAGCGAAAAUCGCAGGGUUUGAAUGCGAAACCUUGUGAUGCAGGGAUUGCAUUUAGCCAUGCUCCAGCUCCUUUUCCCUGUAGGGAAUGUAACCUAGAGGCAUCUCUAGCCGUAGCAGAGUUAUUUAAUGAAAGUUGUAGUUGGUCUGCAAAGAACUGA